Pyrus x bretschneideri (Chinese white pear) is the source of this 1662-nucleotide messenger RNA. RefSeq names its product transducin beta-like protein 2. The record is from RefSeq and is a predicted model, not a curated record. Bases 87 to 1403 code for a protein of 438 amino acids. The transcript is spliced from 10 exons. Gene Ontology annotation, molecular function: protein binding. Lineage: Eukaryota; Viridiplantae; Streptophyta; Magnoliopsida; Rosales; Rosaceae.
UAUCAAUCUAUCAACACCUCCAUCCCUUUUUCCAUUUCCCCAGACGCAUUCCAAACCCUCAACUCCUCAAUCCUCUCCGGUUACCGAUGGAUCCGCUUCUUCCCAUUGCGGCGCUCUCGAUUAUCAUCGGCGCUGUCAUCGCCCUUGCCUUCUUCGGAAGCUACUUCCGAAAACGGAGCUCCGAAAUGCAGUCCAUUUCCAAGCCGGAACUCCAGUCGGACCAAAAAAAGCACCAAUCAAAGCCUCACCAGACUAAGAAGUCUCACGCCAGACCACACUCUCACGCCUCAGACAAGGAUCAAAACAAGAAACAUCAUCCGUUGGAUGUGAAUACUUUGAAAGGCCAUGGAGAUGCGGUCACUGACCUAUGUUUCUCCUCCGACGGGCGGAGUUUGGCAACAGCUUGUGCGGAUGGAGUGCUUAGGGUAUUCAAGUUGGAUGACGCUUCGAGUAAAAGUUUCAAGUUUCUGAGAAUUAGUUUGCCUCCCGGAGCUGGUCAUCCUGUAGCAGUUUCAUUUUCGGAUGAUGGAUUGUCAAUAGUUGUGGCUUCUCAAAGUCUGACCGGUUCUUCUUUGUACAUGUAUGGUGGGGUGGAAAAACCCAAACCUUCUGAGGAAGCUAGACAGCAACCCAAGCUUCCUCUGCCUGAGGUCAAGUGGGGCCAUCACAAAGUUCAUGAUAAAUUAGGUAUUCUCACCCUAUCUGGGACCACAGCAAGUUAUGGCACUGCUGAUGGGAGUACAAUUGUUGCUUCAUGUUCCGAAGGAACUGACAUCAAACUUUGGCAUGGUACAACCGGCAAGAUUUUGGGGCAUGUUGACACAAAUCAGUUGAAAAACACCAUGGCUGCUAUAUCACCAAAUGGGCGUUUCCUUGCUGCAGCAGCGUUUACUGCAGAUGUGAAGGUGUGGGAGAUCGUCUAUUCAAAGGAUGGUUCAGUCAAGGAGGUCACAAAAGCCAUGCAACUUAAAGGCCAUAAGAGUGCAGUGACUUGGUUAUGCUUUACUCCGAACUCAGAACAAAUGAUCACAGCGUCCAAAGAUGGUUCGAUAAGAAUUUGGAAUAUCAAUGUUCGAUUUCAUAUGGAUGAGGAUCCAAAAACUCUGAAGGUGUUUCCAAUUCCACUUGAUUUGGGUGGUGCUGCUGUUCACUAUGAUCGCCUUAGUUUAUCUCCGGAUGGAAAAAUUUUGGCAGCAACCCAUGGUUCGACACUACAAUGGUUAUGCAUUGAAACUGGAAAGGUUUUGGACACAGCUGAUAAAGCCCAUGAAGGUGACAUCACAGGCAUUUCGUGGGCACCCAAGCCAAUACCAAUGGGUGAUGAGAAGGUGUUGGUUUUGGCCACAUCAAGUGUCGAUAAGAAGGUAAAAUUCUGGGUUGCUCCAUCUGUUCCUGCAUCGUAAAGGAAUUUUGUACAUGCGUAAUGAUCUCAUGCAUUGGCAUGAAUGAAUUCCUCAUCUGACGUGGUUUGCGCGAGAAAUGUUUCAUAUGUUCUAGGCCAAGUAGUUUUAACAACUUCAUGUUAUGAAAGCUACCUCACUGCAGUUGAAAGGUAGAGCGGUACUUGUUGGAGCAUUUGCAUUGAGAAAGCAAAUGUUUUGUUUCACCGGCUUAGUCAGAUUUCACGGUGGUUUUGAUGAUUAUAAUUUGAUUUACACGGAA